UCAGCUGGUGCACAUAUUGCUGCUUGUACUCUUCUAGAGCAGGCAAUCAAGGAGGCUGGUGAAGGAGCAAGCAUUACUUGGAGUCUGUCCCAGAUUAAGGCUUAUUUUGGACUUUCUGGAGGGUACAAUUUGUUAAAACUCGUAGAUUAUUUCCACAGUCGUGGUUUAUAUCGUUCUGUCUUCUUAAGCAUAAUGGAAGGAGAAGAAUCCUUACGAAGAUUUUCACCUGAAGUAAUUGUAAAGGACCCCAGUGUGAAAAAUGUGGUUUCUCUGCUACCUCCUAUUGUUCUUUUUCAUGGUACUGCAGAUUACUCUAUUCCAGCAGACGCCAGUACAAGUUUUGCUGAAACUCUUCAAGGACUUGGAGUUAAAGCUGAAUCAAUUUUAUAUGAAGGCAAGACUCAUACAGAUGUGUUCCUUCAGGAUCCAAUGAGAGGGGGAAAAGAUCAGAUGUUUGAAGAUUUAGUUGCCAUUAUUCAUGCUGGUGAUGCAGAAGCUGAGGCCAAAGAUGCAGUGGCUCCUCCAAGAAGACGCCUUGUACCAGAGUUCAUGUUACAGGUGGCUCGUAGAGUCAGCCCUUUCUAACACCACCAAUAAGCUUCUUGUUUAUUCUUUCUACUCAUUGUACAUAUCAUUAACGCAACUUGAUUAUUUCUUCUUUCUGUUCAAUUCCCCCCUCGUUUAAGCUCAUAGUAGCUCUCAGUUGAUAAUAGAAGUGUUUUGACUAAGUCAAUACAUUAAAAGCUA
Jatropha curcas is the source of this 747-nucleotide messenger RNA. RefSeq names its product putative isoprenylcysteine alpha-carbonyl methylesterase ICMEL1. NCBI's taxonomy places the organism in Eukaryota, Viridiplantae, Streptophyta, Magnoliopsida, Malpighiales, Euphorbiaceae. The record is from RefSeq and is a predicted model, not a curated record.